UUCUACGCAUAGAAAAUCUUCAUAACAUCCUCUAUUUCUGCAACUCAACAUACUUGCCUUCCUCGACACUUGAAUUUUCAAGAGCGAAAUUUGAUAAAAUUUGAAAAAUGGGUUGUCCCCUGUUCUUCAUAUUGGGAAUCGUUGUGGUGUUGUUUGGUUGGACUGCAGCUGCAGAGACUUUGAGUUUAGAUACAAGUUGUCCAUUAACAUUCACAGUAGGUGAAACAAAAACCUAUCAAAUCUGCAACAAGCUGAGUUUAGGAGCUACCCUGUCAUAUAAUUACAGUGUAGAGAAUGGAUCGCUAGACAUAGCUUUCAAUGCUGCCCCUGCUACUUCAGGGGGGUGGGUAGGUUGGGGGAUAAAUCCAAAGGGGCUACAAAUGAUUGGAACACAGGCUCUGAUUGCCUUUCAAUCUGGUAAUGGCUCAACUGUAGUUCACACGUAUGAUGUUGUCUCUAAGUCUGAUGCUUUGAAUCCUUCAAAUAUUAGCUUCAAUGUCGUUGAGAAGAGAGCUGUGUACAAUGGUAGUAAUGGGAAGAUAACAAUAUUUGCGUCUCUGACACUUGGUUUCAAUCAGACCAGUAUCAAUCACGUGUGGCAAAUAGGCGGCUCAAUCAGCAACUUGAGUCCUGGCAUACACAGUACUGAUAUGGCCGAUCUCAACAGUUUAGAGACGCUCAAUCUCACGAGUCUCGGGCAACUCACUGACCAGAGAGGUGGCACCUCUCCUUUUCCUCCUCCGGGACCCGGUGCUGUAGUAAAUGCUCCUCUAAGCUCUCACAAAAGCAGCAGCGAGGGUCCUGUGACUGGAGCCGUCACUGGAGGGGUGGCUUUGUUGGUUCUCCUUGCUCUAUUUUGUUUUAUUUAUCGGUGCUAUAGUAGGUCAAGAUACGUUUCAUCUGCACCUAAGCAUUUCACAAUUGCUGAGAUGAAGAAGGCUACUAAUAAUUUUGAUGAGUCUCGAAUUCUUGGUGUUGGAGGUUUUGGUAAAGUUUAUGAAGGUGAGAUUGACUGUGGUAUCCAAGUUGCAAUUAAGCGAGGGAACCUAUCAGCAGGACAAGGCAUGGAUGAAUUUCGAACAGAAAUAGAAAUGCUUUCUAAACUCAGGCACCGGCAUUUGGUCUCUCUUAUUGGUUAUUGUGAAGAAAAAACUGAGAUGAUUUUAGUUUAUGAAUGCAUGGCCAAGGGAACACCGAGCAGUCAUCUAUAUGGAAAUAGCGACUUGAUUCCUUUAUCCUGGGAAGAGCGACUAAAGAUCUGUAUUGGAGCUGCUCGCGGUCUUCAUUAUCUUCACACGGGUGCUGCUCAGUCAAUUAUACACCGAGACGUAAAGACAACAAACAUACUUCUUGAUGGAAACUUGGUUGCAAAGGUUUCAGAUUUUGGAAUAUCAAAAUUUGGACCAGCUUCUGACCAUACCCACGUUAGUACUGACGUCAAAGGCAGCUUUGGAUAUAUGGACCCAGAAUACUAUGGCUCGCGGCAUCUCACUGAGAAAUCAGAUGUUUAUUCAUUUGGUGUUGUGUUGCUUGAGGUAUUGUGUGCACGUCGUGCUCUUGACAAUUCACUUCCACCGGAACAAGCAAACAUUGCUAAAUGGGCUUUGCCUUAUCAGAGAAAGGGAACGCUGGAGCAGAUCAUAGAUUCUCAUCUCAAAGGUAAAAUUAAUCCUGAAGCCCUUAAGAAGUAUGGAGAGGCUGCUGAGAAAUGCCUUGCCGAGCAAGGUGUUGAUAGACCAGCUAUGGUAGAUGUGCUUGGGAGUUUAGAACAUAUCACCCAGCUAUAUCACCCAGCUACUUCUGCUGUUGGAGAUGAAAGUACCUCAACAAACACAGCCGGCCAUAGUUCGCAUGUAUUUCCAGAAGCUGUUUUUUCAGAGCUGGUGAAUCAAAACGAGGGAGGUAAUUGAAAUGGCAAGGGGAAUAUCAUGUUUCUUUAUGUUGGAGUUACUGCAGCUAGCAAUGUCAGGACAAUCUUCUAUUCUUCAAAGAUCUGGAAUAUUCCAGUGAAGUGGGCCUUCUCGAAAAACACAGCUCAAAAGUGAUUUAAAUUUUUGGACUAUAUAUACAGCUAUACGUUGUGCAGGUCUUAUAAUUUCUUGCCUUGAUCAAAAAUUAAUUUUGCCCGCCUGAUUUUGGUUGGAGACGAUGUUGUUAUUUACCUACUUUUCAUGUUUACCUGAAUAAUGGUGUUUCAAAAUUUCUAAAUAUGAUGUAUUCUGAUCAAAUUCAUUCUUGACAAUCGUGCUUCUAUCAAAAUGAUAUCAUUUGGGAUAUUCAUGCUUUUCUUAAUUAUAUAUGGGCAUCAUGUUCUAAUAGGGGAUAGGUUUUAUAGCCAUGGGUCAAAACCUGCAGAGUAUUUCUGGUUUCGAUCCACAGCUUCUUUUUCCCUCAUUAUUGGCUUUCUUCAUAUGCGGGGACAAUACAAACUGCUCUGGUAUAAAUGAUUAUGUUGUGGUAUUGAAUUCAAUCUUCAAAGGAGACGACGUAUUAAGAUUCA
Molecule: messenger RNA, 2500 nt
Organism: Cryptomeria japonica (Japanese cedar)
Lineage: Eukaryota; Viridiplantae; Streptophyta; Pinopsida; Cupressales; Cupressaceae
Product: receptor-like protein kinase THESEUS 1
Exons: 3
Coding region: 108-1910 (600 amino acids)
Biological process (GO): protein autophosphorylation
Cellular component (GO): plasma membrane; plasmodesma
Molecular function (GO): transmembrane receptor protein tyrosine kinase activity; ATP binding
Source: RefSeq, a predicted model, not a curated record